CUCGAGUAAUAGGAACACGUGCGAGCAUGUGUCUAUACAUUCAUCCUAAACUUAUUUAUUUUUCUCAGUAAAAAUGUCACCUCAUGCUUUUAUCAGUUUAAAAAUAUUAUCUUUCGUCGUAUUCUUGAUAUUUUACGAAUUUCAUUUUGUGUCUUUAAUUGAAGUUGAAGAAGAACUACGACUUACGGAAGACGAGCACAACAAGCUGGAAAUGCUAAAAAUGAGAGUUGGUCGUAUUCGGGCACAAGACUGGCUUAAAACUGAUCUCGCCCUUCUACGAUGGUUACGAUUUAGCAGGCUAAACGUAGCAGCAGCUGAAACCGCUUUCAAGGAUAACCUAAAAUGGAGGAAGAUUAAUAAAAUAGAUUCCAUCUUACGUGAAGAUUGGUCUUAUUGGGAACGCGAAUAUUAUUUUGAUUGUAGUGCGACCGACUAUACUGGAAGGCCAGUUUGUACGGGAGACAUGUCCACGUGGGAUAUCCGUCAAGCCAUCGUAUCCGGAAAGGGGGACGAAUUGUUCCGGUACAUGAUAAAAACCAUUGAGGACGGAUACUCACGUGUUCGAACAGCACAAGCGAUGGGAUUGAACGUGACACAAUCGGUCACAAUUUUGAAUAUGAACAAUUUCAAUCUCGUUCAGCAUGGAUGCGUGCAAUGUGUGGCUCUGUUCGGAAGAUUUAUUACGGCACAUGACAAAUAUUAUCCGUAUGGAACGCAUAAAGUAAUCGUAAUUAAUGCUCCCCGAGUGUUCGAAGUCGUCCUCAAUAUUGUGAAACCCUUGAUGAGUAAAGAUAGAAGAGAUGCGAUUUUUGUUUUUGGAACGAACGAGGCCGAGUGGAAGGCGGACUUACUUUCGAAUAUUCCAGAAAACGAACUAACUCCGAAUUUUGGAGGGACAAAGAUAAUAUGAUUAAACGUAAAUAUGUAAAGUAAAUUUAUUUAUGGAAAUAUAUCGACUUCCUUUUGUAUACAAAUUA
This is a messenger RNA of Folsomia candida, 977 nucleotides long. Its product is annotated as SEC14-like protein 2. The coding region runs from base 74 to 910 and encodes 278 amino acids. Gene Ontology annotation, cellular component: cytoplasm. Lineage: Eukaryota; Metazoa; Arthropoda; Collembola; Entomobryomorpha; Isotomidae. The record is from RefSeq and is a predicted model, not a curated record. The transcript has 7 exons.